Messenger RNA from Ylistrum balloti, 1599 nucleotides. Its product is annotated as filaggrin-like. Lineage: Eukaryota; Metazoa; Mollusca; Bivalvia; Pectinida; Pectinidae. Bases 1 to 1599 code for a protein of 532 amino acids. The record is from RefSeq and is a predicted model, not a curated record. The transcript has a single exon.
AUGGAGGAGACUGGGGAAACAUACAAUCACACACACAGGAUGGAGGAGACAGGGGAUACAUACAAACACACACGUAGGAUGGAGGAGACUGGUGAUACAUACAAACACAGACAUAACAUGGAGGAGACUGGAGAUACAUACAAACACAGACAUAAUAUUGAGGAGACAGGGGAAACAUACAAACACACACAUAGUAUGGAGAAGACUGGGGAUACAUACAAACACAGACAUAGAAUGGAGGAGACUAGGGAAACAUACAAACACAGACAGAAUAUGGAGGAGACAUACAAACACAGACAUAAUAUGGAGGAGACUGGGGAUACAUACAAACACAGACAUAGAAUGGAGGAGACUGGGGAAACAUACAAUCACACUCGUAGGAUGGAGGAGACUGGGGAUACAUACAAACACACACAUAGGAUGGAGGAGACUGGGGAUACAUACAAACACAGACAGAAUAUGGAGGAGACAUACAAACACAGACAUAAUAUGGAGGAGACUGGGGAUACAUACAAACACAGACAUAAUAUGGAGGAGACUGGGGAUAUAUACAAACACACACAUACUAUGGAGAAGACUGGAGACAGAUACAAAGACACACACAGGAUGGAGGAGACUGGAGAAACAUACAAUCACACACACAGGAUGGAGGAGACUGGGGAUACAUACAAACACACACAUAGGAUGGAGGAGACAUACAAACACAGACAUAAUAUGGAGGAGACUGGGGAACCAUACAAACACAGACAGAAUAUGGAGGAGACAUACAAACACAGACAUAAUAUGGAGGAGACUGGGGAUACAUACAAACACAGACAUAAUAUGGAGGAGACUGGAGACAGAUACAAAGACACACACAGGAUGGAGGAGACUGGAGAAACAUACAAUCAUACACACAGGAUGGAGGAGACUGGAGACACAUACAAACACACACGUAGGAUGGAGGAGACUGGGGAAACAUACAAACACAGACAUAAUAUGGAGGAGACUGGAGAUACAUACAAACACAGACAUAAUAUUGAGGAGACAGGGGAAACAUACAAACGCACACAUAGUAUGGAGAAGACUGGGGAUACAUACAAACACAGACAUAAUAUUGAGGAGACAGGGGAAACAUACAAACGCACACAUAGUAUGGAGAAGACUGGGGAUACAUACAAACACACACAUAGAAUGGAGGAGACUGGAGAUACAUACAAACACAGACAUAAUAUUGAGGAGACAGGGGAAACAUACAAUCACACACACAGGAUGGAGGAGACAGGAGAUACAUACAAACACACACGUAGGAUGGAGGAGACUGGGGAAACAUACAAACACAGACAUAAUAUGGAGGAGACUGGAGAUACAUACAAACACAGACAUAAUAUUGAGGAGACUGGCGAUACAUACAAACACACACAUAAUAUUGAGGAGACAGGGGAAACAUACAAACGCACACAUAGUAUGGAGAAGACUGGGGAUACAUACAGACAUAGAAUGGAGGAGACUGGGGAAACAUACAAUCACACACACAGGAUGGAGGAGACUGGGGAUACAUACAAACACACACGUAGGAUGGAGGAGACUGGGGAUACAUACAAACACAGACAUAUAUAA